Messenger RNA from Sipha flava (yellow sugarcane aphid), 925 nucleotides. RefSeq names its product adenylate cyclase-like. Gene Ontology annotation, molecular function: protein binding. NCBI's taxonomy places the organism in Eukaryota, Metazoa, Arthropoda, Insecta, Hemiptera, Aphididae. Bases 158 to 856 code for a protein of 232 amino acids. The transcript is spliced from 6 exons. The record is from RefSeq and is a predicted model, not a curated record.
UAAUGAUUCAACAACAGUAACCAUAGAAACUUUUAAGCAAUGAAUCCAAAUGAUAUGCCUAAGCCCUAAAUGUUUAUUCAAAGACAGUAUAAAAAGAAAAUACUUAAUUGUAACUUAAUAUAGGUGUAAAUAAGUUAAUCAUAUAUGCAAUAAAAAUAUGGAAUCAUAUUUAGAUGAAGUAAACAAUAACAAUAGAAAUAUGGGUAUAACAACAUUAUUGGAGGAUACAGUCAAAAAUAGAAAUUUGGAUCAAAUCACUUCAUUGAAAUUACAGGCACCCAUGUCAGUAAACCGUUUGUGUAUGUUGGGUACAUACGUACCAAAUUUAGUAGAGCUUGAUUUAACGGAUAGUUUUCUUCCAUCAUUCAGAGAUUUUGCGUUUAAACUUAAUAAUUUAAAAGUCCUAAAAGUAGCUUCCUGUAAUCUUAAAUCAUUGGAUGGAAUUUGGAAUAUACCGAAUGUAGAAGUGUUGUAUGCCCCAGACAAUGAUAUUAAUGACUUAAUGCUAUGCUCUACACUGAUUAAACUUGUUAAUUUGGAUCUAUCUAAGAAUAAAAUAAUGAAUUUGACACGACUACAUUUUUUAAAUUUUUGUGAACAUUUACGCUGUUUAUCUUUAACUGGAUGCCCAGUAGCAAAAAUUGAAAAUUUUGAGAAAAAUAUACGUGAAAUUUUACCAAAUCUGGAACAAUUUAAUGGAAAUCAAACAGCAGAAAUUGAAAAUGUAAAACCCAAACUAACCAUCCAAUCAAUUGUAUGUGGCAAUAUAACUGCUGCCUUGCGAAGUAAAAAAGCAAAUCAUAAAGGAAACAGAAAACAUAGUUUGGAGGCAGAAACAAACAUUCUAAGUCAAUAAAAAGAAUAUGAAAUAGAAUAUAAAAAACUUCAAAAAUAUAUUGUUAGUAAACAUACCUACUUAUGAUUA